UCAAUAAAGCCACAACGCUCUACUGGUUUUUGUCACCAAGCCAGGUGAACAGAGAACUUUAACAGCUUCAAAAACAUCCUGUUUCAUCUAAUCAAGGCUUAUGUCUGCAUUGUUUUUACAAGUAUGUUUUUAUAACAAUAAUGAACUACAGGGCAUUCAUGCAAAUGUUCAAAUUUAAAACAGGAGAGAAUACCAAAUCAGCCGCUAUUAAUAAAUAAAAUCCUAAUUUUUCGUAACAAAAAUAAAUGCUACACUGGCAGUUUUUGCAAAGUAGUAACCGCAUCCAAAAAUACAAAAACAAGAGACACAAACACAGAGGGAGGGUGUCAACACCCCCUCUAAAGAGGCCCCGACUGCAGGCAGGAGUUAUCAGAUGUAGGAGGAAGCCUGAGCAUCAAGGUUAGACCAGUACAGCCCAAUAUGAUGAAAUUAGACAUGAAAAAACAAAAACAAACCAAAAACACUAAAGCAGAAGUAGUAAAAGAAAACAGCGAACACAAAAAAAGAGGAAGCUGCUGAUUAUUCUACAAUAAGUCUUCAGAGCUGGAGCAAAAUAACCAGAAUUACUUGAUUCGAAGCCACCAUCUCUUUAAAGAAGAAACUGAAAGAAGUAAGUCUACGAAAACCCGCAAUGGGCGAGGAGCAGCGCAAAGACAGAUAUGUGGAAGGUAGGGUAACCAAAACGUACGGUAAUGAAUCCUACACGGCUGUCAUGAAUGAGAACGUCAGAGGAAUUGAAGAGAUGGUGAGGAAAUAUGGGAGCAACUGUCAGAUUGAGAUACAGGAAGGUGCAUCUGGAGCAUUCUGGAAGGGCUCCGUCUGUCCCCUUCACCUGGCUGCUGCCUUCAGAAGAGCACGGAGCAUUCAGAGUUUGCUGUCAGCAGGAGCUGACGCAGACUUUAAAGACCAGCUCGGUCGGAUUCCACUACAUCUGGUCAUCAUCAACUGGCCGACUGCCUUAAUGACCCGGAAAAAACCUUCCUCCAAGUACUGGAGCUCUAUGCUGAGAGAAAGCAGGCAGGCUGAGGCCUGCUUACGGCUCCUCUGUGAUCAUGGAGCUAAUGUCAACGCACGGAUGGAUGAAAGAGGUCAGCCAACGGCUCUUCAUGUCUCGGUACGUUACCAAGCCCUGCCUGCUGUCUCCAUCCUGAUCAGCUAUGGUGCUGAUGUAAACGCUGUUGACAGCAGAGGGAUGACGCCGCUGCACAUGGCGGCAGGGAUCCUCCAUCAGGAUAUCACAGCAAGGUUGAUUCAUCAGGGAGCUGAUGUGAACACGGUUUGUUCUGCAUCUUUGUUUCAAAUUAUGGAGUGAGUUUGUUCCAAGAGCAAAUUCUGCAAAUGGGAAUUUAAAAAAUGAAA
Molecule: messenger RNA, 1359 nt
Organism: Cyprinodon variegatus (sheepshead minnow)
Lineage: Eukaryota; Metazoa; Chordata; Actinopteri; Cyprinodontiformes; Cyprinodontidae
Product: ankyrin repeat domain-containing protein 61-like
Exons: 4
Coding region: 632-1312 (226 amino acids)
Cellular component (GO): nucleus; cytoplasm
Molecular function (GO): protein binding
Source: RefSeq, a predicted model, not a curated record